CCUUGUCCCGCCCCGAAUCCCCGCCCCGCUCUGGUCUCUUCCCGGCUCCACGAACCUCCUAGCGGCGGGGGACUCUCCGGAACCGCCCGGGACCGCGGCGAUGCAGUCGGGUGGUCGUCAGGCGGAAGCCCCGGGCCGCGGCCCGCGGGUGCUGGUGGUGGGCGGCGGCAUCGCGGGGCUGGGGGCGGCGCAGAGGCUCUGCCGCCACCCGGCCUUCUCACACCUUCGGGUUCUGGAGGCCACGGCCCGCGCCGGUGGCCGCAUCCGCUCGGAGCACAGCUUCGGUGGCGUGGUGGAGGUAGGCGCUCACUGGAUCCAUGGGCCCUCCCAGGGCAACCCCGUCUUCCAGCUGGCUGCCAAAUACGGGCUGCUCGGGGAGAAGGCCCUCUCCGAGGAGAACCAGCUGAUCGAGACCGGAGGUCACGUGGGCCUGCCAUCUGUGUCUUACGCCAGCUCUGGGGUAAGUGUGAGCCUUGAGCUCGUGGCGGAGAUGGCCAGUCUGUUCUACAGUCUCAUAGACCAGACAAGGGAGUUCCUGCAGGCGGCUGAGACCACCCCACCCAGUGUCGGGGAGUACCUCAAGGAGAAGAUCCGUCAGCACAUGGCCAGCUGGACAGAGGAUGAGGAGACCAAGAAGCUCAAACUGGCCAUCCUGAAGAACUUGUUCAACGUGGAGUGCUGUGUGAGCGGUACCCACAGCAUGGACCUGGUUGCCCUCGCGCCUUUCGGGGAGUACACUGUGCUGCCAGGGCUGGACUGCACCUUUCCUGAGGGCUACCAAGGACUCACAGACUGCAUCAUGGCCUCCUUGCCCAAGGACGUGAUGGUUUUUGACAAACCCGUGAAGACCAUUCACUGGAAUGGGUCCUUCCAGGAAGCCUCUGCUCCUGGGGAGAUAUUUCCCGUGCUGGUGGAAUGUGAGGACGGAGACUGCUUCCCAGCCCAUCACGUGGUCGUCACCGUGCCCUUAGGUUUUUUUAAGAAGCAUCUGGACACCUUCUUUGAGCCACCACUGCCCACUGAAAAGGCGGAAGCGAUCAGGAAAAUAGGCUUUGGGACCAAUAAUAAAAUCUUCUUGGAGUUUGAGGAGCCCUUCUGGGAGCCAGACUGCCAGCACAUCCAGGUGGUGUGGGAGGACAUGUCGCCCCUGGAGGACACCGCCCUCGAGCUGCAGGAUGCCUGGUUCAAGAAGCUUAUUGGCUUCUGGGUCCUGCCUCCCUUCCACAGGGCCAGCCACGUGCUCUGUGGCUUUAUCGCGGGGCUCGAGUCUGAGUUCAUGGAGACACUGUCGGACGAGGACGUGCUCAGGUCUCUGACGCAGGUGCUCCGCAGGGUGACAGGGAAUCCCCAGCUCCCCGCGCCCAGGAGUGUGCUGAGGUCCUGCUGGCACAGUGCCCCGUACACCCGGGGCUCCUACAGCUACCUGGCCGUGGGCAGCUCUGGGGACGACAUGGACCGGCUGGCCCAGCCCCUCCCUUCAGACGGCAAGGGGGCGCAGGAAUUGCUGAUGGGAUUCUGACCACAGCACAUAAAGUUUUAGCUUUCUUCCGCGCCUCUGCGCGCCCAGCCCUCAGGCCUCUCCCCGCCCUCCCAGGCCCCUGAUGAAGUAGUUUUGUUAAGAGGGCUGUCUGCACACGCCUUGUUUGCUGUGGGCACUGUCCACACCUGAGCUGCGAGGGCGCCUUCUUUUUCAUGGUGGAAGCAACCACCUCCCUGGGCUGCUGAAUUCUGUAGGUGGGCGCCACGGGACAGCUGUUUCUGCCCACGAUGUCCAGGGCCUCAGCUGGGGGAGACUCAGGGCCGGGCUGGGCCACGCGAGGCUGCUUCUCUCACACGCCUGCCCUGAGCACAGCUGGCACGUUGGCCGGAGCGCCUGCCCGAGGCCGCGCCUAGCGGCUUGGGCUUCCUCACAGCAUGGUGGCCUUGGCGUGGUCACGCUGCCCUGUGGUUGCCCGGGGCGCCCGUGAGGGCCUUCUGUGAGGGCAGCUGCCUCGCUCCAGUGAAGCUGGAAGGAGAAGAGGUCCCGCACUCAGGGCCUCAGAGCCCAGCUGCACUGCCCUCCGGCGUGUAUUCAGUCAUCUGGGAUUCUCCUGAACUAUCUCAUCAUGGUUUUUUUUUCUUCCCCUUUUUCUGGAUUUCUAGUUCGAUGGUGUACUUCUGAGCUGGCCCUAGAAUUUUCUUAUCUUUUCCCUGCUAAUUUCCCUCUCCGGUGUUUUGCUCUGUUUUGGGCGACGUUCAGAUUUUCUCCAGAGCCGCCUGACGGGUCUUCCACCCUCUGACUGUGCUGGGCUCCGGGUGUGCUGGCUCUGAGGGGUCCUCACUGCUGCUGCUCCUUCCCGUGGCAGCGGCCGGGUGCCGGUCCUCGUUGCCCAACUGCAUCAGGGUGCUGGUUAAGGCAGCAGCAAAGCACCACAUUUGCCAUCACUUCUGCAGCCCAGGCAACAGGUGUGGGGCUGGCGGCCGAGGCCUGGCACCCAGCUGACUGCCCCCUUCU
Bubalus bubalis (water buffalo) is the source of this 2494-nucleotide messenger RNA. It is a transcript of the gene PAOX, whose product is annotated as polyamine oxidase. Gene Ontology annotation, molecular function: polyamine oxidase activity. The record is from RefSeq and is a predicted model, not a curated record. Bases 101 to 1519 code for a protein of 472 amino acids. The transcript has 7 exons. Lineage: Eukaryota; Metazoa; Chordata; Mammalia; Artiodactyla; Bovidae.